AUGUAUUGGCUCGGUGGCGCAGACGUCCCUUCCCUGGUAUCAUGGCUCCUCGUCGGAGCAUCGCUUCUCAUCUCGCAAACGAAAGCAGAGCAGCAUCCCGGAGGAGAGGCCCUUUCUAAGCGCGCGACCCCCGAAUGGAAAAUCUUUCUCUAUACACAUGAAGAUUGCGACAAAAAGUUUGUGCCAGACAAGAUAGUCGACAGCAACGGCACCGUCGUCGAGACCAAACCAGGGAACGAUGGUUACGGCUGCAAGAAGUGGUACGGCAACGGUCUCAACAAGAUCUCCAAGUUUCGAUUCUACAGUUACGAGUGGGAGGUGUGCGUGCUCAGUUUCUACAAGGACAAGAAAUGCGAGGAAAUCUCGAGUCGAGACUACCAGACGACGGAUAUCAAAGACCACCCCAGCGAAUGCUUCGGUUGGGACGUGUCUGACUGGAAAUACUACAGAGUCAAGUGUUAUGGGAUGGGCCAGAAUGAUGGGGUAAUUUCACCGCAGCCAAGUCCAGCCGCUGACGGUAGUUGGUCAAGGAUUCUGGAUGCGGCGUCAGAAGGGAAAGAGUACGCAGACUGA
This is a messenger RNA of Anthostomella pinea, 573 nucleotides long. Lineage: Eukaryota; Fungi; Ascomycota; Sordariomycetes; Xylariales; Xylariaceae. The record is from the annotation of a GenBank genome assembly.